Bactrocera oleae (olive fruit fly) is the source of this 893-nucleotide messenger RNA. The record is from RefSeq and is a predicted model, not a curated record. NCBI's taxonomy places the organism in Eukaryota, Metazoa, Arthropoda, Insecta, Diptera, Tephritidae.
UUUCUUAAUAGCAUUGCUUUAAAACUCAAAAUUUUUAGGAGAAAGAACGUAUACGAUCACCAAAUCUAAGAGUAUAUUAAGAGAGCUAGCUGAGGAGGUUAACUUAACAUCCAAGAAUUUUUUAAUUCUUUAGAUCAUUAUGUUACAUCAAGCACAAAAUAUAGCCACCCUGGAGCACAAUGUCAAACAUAUUUUUUAUUACUUAUGUAUAUAUUUUAUAAAAGUUAAAAAUAUACAUAAGUAUUUUUUAAUUGGUGCUUAGUUUAACUGAAACUAAAUUAUUAGUGCUAAAUAAAAUAAAUAAAAAACUAAUAAUAUUUGUAUAAUAAAAAAUGUAUACCACCUACGAUCUGGAAUUUGGCUGGCCCCAAAAUCAGUAUAAUUAUAAUCCUAAAAGUCUCUACGUUCCCAUAAAUCCCACAAAAGCGUUUGAAGCAUUAGAACAACGGGAGCAAAGAGUACAGAAAGAACCAUCCGAGAAUGACGAAAAGGACCAAGUCCAUGACUUACCAAUGCAUUUAGAAUGGAGCUCAACAUUACCAUUUGGAUAUUUAGUAGAUCGCAAACUAAUACCCAUUAAUGUAACUGACGCGGAGCAACGGCGUAUUGACGAACUUAUGGAGAGCGACGAUUUCAAUUUCUUGCCCUGUCCGCAUAAAAAGGCGGACAAAAGGAUGGAGGCUGCGGUGCGUUCUAUAUCAGCACAGACUGGUAUUGAAUACGACGAAUUGAUGAAAGAAGUUUAUGAAAAGAGAGAUCAAUGGCAUCAAACGGCCAUUGGACAAGCUUAACUGAAUAUGAGAGAAGCGUUCGAGAAGAAGCGAAACGAUAAAUUACAAGCAAAAGAGGUGGUAUUUUGAGAUAGUGGCAGAAUAAAAUGUUGUUGAUUAAGA